AUGGAUGCAAAAGAUGCUGAUAUUUUAAAAUUCUUAGAAGACUAUAAAGCUUCGGAAUCACUAAAUAUAUUUAUGGCUUUAAGGGAAGAAUGCCAAAUUAAUUUUGACCCUCCAAUUGUCUUAGAACACCAAAUAUUAAUAGAUGAUGGAAGAAAAUCUUCGUUACAAGAUUUGGAGAUGUUAAUUAAAGAUGGAGCUCUUAAAAAACUUAAAAUACCUCAAAUAGAUAUUUUAACUAAUAUGACGACUUAUGGCUAUGUUCUAACUAGUGAUAUAAUAAGAGUAACUCAUUCAAAGUUAAUUCAUAUUGUAAGAGAUGAUGAAACUUGUACGGGAAUUAAAAUAUGCUUGGAUAAAGAUAGUUGUGCUAUGGGGAAAUUAGAUAUUAUAUUUAUACCAGAAUUAAUUAAUUGGAUGAAAAUAAAAAUCUUUCCAAUUUUUACAGGCCUUAAGAUUAGUAAUGCUGAUAUGAUGAAUUGUUUAAAUAAAUUCCUUGCAACCUUUAAUAUAGAUAAAGGAAAUCUUCAACUAUGUAAAGAGCAUAUUAGAUUAUUAAAUACUGAUAAAUUACUUACAUAUUUAAUGAGAAGUGGAAUUUUAAGAAGAGAUGAGGAAUUACCAAAUAAAUUUUUAGCUUUUUCAAUACCAACUAUGGGUGGUUUUAUUCAACAACUUGAGAGUGGUAAUAAGGCAAUCAUUACAGCUCUUAAAAGAUUUAAGUAUAAUGAAACCACUCUUGACAAGUUGGAAUGUAUUAAUUUAGGAAAGUCCAAUUUUACAUUAGAUUUUCAUUUACGUGAUUUACAAGGUAGAGGGAUUUUAAAAAAAGAGUAA
Cryptosporidium muris RN66 is the source of this 834-nucleotide messenger RNA. RefSeq lists its product as uncharacterized. The record is from RefSeq and is a predicted model, not a curated record. Lineage: Eukaryota; Apicomplexa; Conoidasida; Eucoccidiorida; Cryptosporidiidae. Gene Ontology annotation, biological process: protein phosphorylation. The coding region runs from base 1 to 834 and encodes 277 amino acids. Gene Ontology annotation, molecular function: protein serine/threonine kinase activity. The transcript is spliced from 2 exons.